GCAAACCUGCUGAUUAGAAGGGCCUUUUUGGAUUUUAUUUUCAACCAGCAACUAAUUUAUAUCAGGAAUAACACUGAUAAAACAAAUCACACUUUUGCAGUGUUAGUUUCAUCAGCUGUUGUACAAGAUGAUACAAAACACAGGAAAAACAGAAUUGUGACUGCAAUGGGCCUCUAACGACUAUGUGGUUAUUCCUAUUCUGUACAUUUGAAUGUCAAAUAAGGUAAUUCAUUGGGUAACAAUUUUAUGUAAAAUGCUGUUUAAUAUUCUACCAGCAACGUCUAUUUAAAACAAUAGCUCAGGCUGUCAUAGUGGGGAGACAAACUUCCUCACAGUGCUAUUAUUGCUCGAGCGGCUUCCUCUUCAGCGAACACUCACACUUCCUCCACUACAGCAACACUUUGCUUGACUGCUUUGACGCUCUCGGACAGAUUGUAGGCUGUUUGUUCAUACAAACCCUGCCAUUGAAGAUAGUAUGUUUGGUGUCUGAGACAGUGAAUUGGUCAAAAUGCAGAGCAUCAAGUGUGUGGUGGUAGGAGACGGUGCAGUGGGGAAGACCUGCCUCCUCAUCUCCUACACCACCAACGCCUUCCCCAAGGAGUACAUCCCCACUGUGUUUGACAACUACAGCGCCCAAGUGACUGUGGACAGCAGGACUAUUAGCCUCAACCUGUGGGACACAGCAGGCCAGGAGGAGUACGACCGUCUGCGCACCCUCUCCUACCCCCAGACCAACGUGUUUGUCAUCUGCUUCUCCAUCGCCAGCCCCCCCUCCUUUGAGAACGUCAAGCACAAGUGGCACCCAGAGGUCACCCACCACUGUCCCAAUACGCCCAUUCUGCUGGUGGGCACCAAGAAGGACCUGCGUAAUGACCCAGAGGUGUUGAAGAAGCUUAAGGAUCAGAACCAGACGACCAUCACCCAACAGCAAGGCAGCGCCCUGGCCAGGCAGAUCCAUGCCAUCAAGUACCUCGAAUGCUCUGCCCUCAACCAAGAUGGAAUCAAAGAGGUGUUCGCUGAGGGUGUGCGAGCCUUUCUCAACCCACAACCUGUCGCCACCAGGAAACCUUGUGUGCUACUGUAAAGGCGGUAGAGAUGCUACCACAGAUGCAAAUCAAAUAGAACAAUAUUAAUUAAUUUAAUGUGUGUAAACCAUUGGAGUUGAUUUCAUUGUGAAAUAUGUUUUUGUUGUACUGCCAAUAACAAACACUGCCAUAUCAAGACUCUCUUGAGAAAAGGGGAUCUUUGAGGCAUUGGCCCAAGAUGCAUGCUUCAAAACUGACCCAAUGUUAGGUAGGCGAGAAGGGCUCCAACGUUGUCUGCGAGAAUCCUUGCUUUUGCUCUCUUCCUUUAAAGCAAUUAUCAAACAAGACCUGAGACUUGAUGGGAGAUACAUUCUCUCAUUUAUCUGUAUUCGUAUUAUUGUCAAAUUUGGACUUGUAUGGCCUUUACAAAAAUAAUUAAAUAAUGCACGUGUAAAAAUAUAAUAUCAGGAAUUUAAUUUACUGCAGUGGGUGGAAUCAGGAUCACAGUGUUUCUUGGUAGUCUUAAACAAAUCUACAUUGAAACAAAAGUACACACCUCACACACAUGGUUAUGGACUUAACAAAAUAAGACACCUGUACCAUGUCAGAUAUUGAGUUGAAAUGUAUUCAAUUUUGAGUUUGCAUCCCAAUAUUACAUUUUAUAUCAUCACAGAAGACUGAAAUAUAACAAAACUGUUUGACAUAGAAACACUGGAUUUUCUGCUCCUUUCUUGAAAUAAUGGUGACUUUUUUUGAAAUAAAGUUGAUUAAUUAUGAAAUUAUGAAAAAUAUUAAUAUCAUUCCACCCAUGAGGCGCUAUGUCAUUUGACUGCAGGAAAGGGCUACAUACCAAUUACCCCAUUAUUAUUUGUACAAUGUACAGCAUAGUGGGUUUAAAACAUAAUUUUUUAUAAAGCUAACAUAGAAGGAGGUUUUUCUACAUCGUCGGUUUUUUGUGUGCUGUGCGUGAUUAUCAAGCCACCAAGUUAGUGCUAGUCUACUCUGUCUGAAUGUAUUGAAUGCUGGACACAAAAGAGGAAAUGCGGAGAGGUUUUUGAUAAGAAAUGCACAGGCUCAUUUUCCUAUCGCGGUCAUUAGUCAGUGUGUGUUUGAGAGAGAGAGGGAGAGAGAGAGAUCAAAAAAGGGAAGCUGGUUGUAACUUCCCUCUGAAAGUCCAUAGUUUGCUAUCUGUUUUAGUUAAGUUGGUGUUCUGGGUGUUUUAAUGUUGUGUAACUAUGUUGGGAAGGCCGUGACCCCACUCUCCGAGGGUGUCUCAGGGAGAGUUGGGAUAUGCAAAAAACACAUUUCCAAUUCACACAUGCUUAUUAAUACAACAUUUGAAAUGUGUGAAAUAGGACAAAUAUAAGCACCCACCAAAUUAUUAUUAUUACAUUUACUGUACUGUUAUAAAUGAGAGAUGGAAAUUGUGUGCAAACUGUAGUGUAGAUUAAUGUGACAUAUCUUUAUUCUUAUCAAAAGAAACAGCAAAUAAAUGUGUCUCAAAUUGAAAGAAACAAACCCAUUGAUCAAUGCAUUCAAUUAAAUUGAUACUUCAAGAAUCCCAAAACCUUUCCAAUGGAGGCAUGGGAUGUGACAAACAAUCAGCAUGCUGAACAACGAUGAAGUCCCUGAUUUGCCUGAGAAUGAUUUGGAAGUGAAACGAUCCAGCUUGCUGUAUCAGAGUUGUGAAAGAUACAUUUUCAUAUGCUGCCCAAACAUCACUGUCCUCUCCCACACCUCAGGCCACUGGACUCAUUUGACAGUGAAAUUAGGCCUCUGCUCUGCCUGCUGGAUAACAGACACAGCUUUGUGUGAGAACAGUGGAGGGACACACAGAUAGAUCUCCAUACUGUUUUAGUACAGUAUAUGUUGUUACUGUAAACAAUACCCCAAUCUAGUAGUAUCUGGAUCUACAGUGAGGGAAAAAAGUAUUUGAUCCCCUGCUGAUUUUGUACGUUUGCCCACUGACAAAGACAU
Molecule: messenger RNA, 3002 nt
Organism: Coregonus clupeaformis (lake whitefish)
Lineage: Eukaryota; Metazoa; Chordata; Actinopteri; Salmoniformes; Salmonidae
Product: rho-related GTP-binding protein RhoG
Exons: 2
Coding region: 509-1084 (191 amino acids)
Biological process (GO): small GTPase-mediated signal transduction; regulation of actin cytoskeleton organization; actin filament organization
Cellular component (GO): cell cortex; plasma membrane; cell projection
Molecular function (GO): protein kinase binding; GTPase activity; GTP binding
Source: RefSeq, a predicted model, not a curated record